UCUCCGGAGAAAACAGGCUGCUGUGGAAGUUAGUCGCGUGUCUUGAGGAAAUUUUUCUAAACUAUUCCGUUUGAAUCGCAAUAACAUUACAUUUUAAAGUUCAGCAUAAAGUUAGCGUCUCGAUUAAGUUCAGUUUUAGGUCUGUUUGCUUCGUGAAAGGAAACUAUGUCGGACGUUUUGUCUGAUGAAGGCAGCGACGUCAACCAAGAUGACACUCAAGAGGAUGUUAUGACCCCGGCGGAGCUGAUAGCCAAACUGGAAGAAGCUUGGCUGAAUGAGAAGUUCUCACCGGAGCUGCUGGAGAACAGAUCAGAGGUGGUGGAGUGUGUGAUGGAGCAGCUGACUCACAUGGAAGCCAACUUACAGCGGGUGAAAAAAGGUGACGCGAAGGCCAGCAUCCAUCGCAUGGAAAUAGACAGGAUUCGCUUUGUGCUCAGCAGCUACCUGCGCUCUCGCCUGCAGAAGAUUGAAAAGUUUUUCCCGCAUGUGUUGGAGAGAGAAAAGUCUCGAGGUGUGGGUGAUCCGUCACUGCUUUCACCGGAGGAGUUUGCCUUUGCCAAAGAGUAUUACGCCAAUACUGAAACCUACCUGAAGGCUGUAGCAUUGAAGCGCAUGCCCCCCAACCUGCAGACAGUGGACAUGCUCAAAGCAGUGCCUGAGCCCUGCUUGGACUCCUUUGUGUUCCUACGAGUGAAGGAGAGACAGGAAAACAUCAUGGUCGAGCCUGAAACAGAUGAUCAGAGAGAGUACGUUGUAGAUCUCGAGGAGGGCUCUCAGCAUCUAAUGCGGUAUCGAACCAUAGCACCACUUGUUUCAAGUGGAGCCGUGCAGUUAAUUUGAACACGGAGGUCUGUUUGUUGGUGUGGAUGAUUUUGGCUCCAGGAGGUCAGAAAAUGAGCAAUGGCCUAUUUUUGCAACACAGCAGUAAUGAGGAAGGGGCACGUUAACCAGAAGAGGUUACAUCUGGAAAUGCUCCCAUCUCACUGUUGUCAGGAUUAAAGACUCAUAUGUGGAACAUAAACACAGACAUUUGUGGCAGCAUGUCCUCGAGACAUUUAACACAGUGGGAAAAAAACAACAAAUAUAAGAUGAUUAGUGGAAUUGUCAGAAGUCCUUGUUGACGUAUAAACCCUGUUCGCAGUGCUGUGGUGUUAUUUUUGAAUCAUUUUAGUCAUGUCACAACAUAAGUUUGGUUACAUAACUCUAAUGUAUUCUGGUGUGUUGGUGUUAUGUGAGUGGUAAAGACAAGUCUAUCUAAUCUGCUAAUUCAUUCUGUUACUUUAUUCAAUGACUCACAUUAUUGGACUUUAUCCUCUGCUGCUGAGUAACAAGAUGCACCGAAGGUGAAAUUUCAUCAGUUCACUUGGCAUCACUGCGCAUACCAACUCAAGGUACACGUGUUCAUGUGCGUGUAUGUUUGAAAAAAACGAUGCUUGUUUUGAUGACCAUUUUUAAAUAACCUCCACAGUCAAAGCAAUAUGUAUUACUGUUAUUACAAAUAGUAGAAAUCUUAA
Messenger RNA from Epinephelus lanceolatus (giant grouper), 1514 nucleotides. It is a transcript of the gene gins4, whose product is annotated as GINS complex subunit 4 (Sld5 homolog). Gene Ontology annotation, cellular component: GINS complex. The record is from RefSeq and is a predicted model, not a curated record. Gene Ontology annotation, biological process: double-strand break repair via break-induced replication; DNA-templated DNA replication. Lineage: Eukaryota; Metazoa; Chordata; Actinopteri; Perciformes; Serranidae.